This is a messenger RNA of Hippopotamus amphibius kiboko, 510 nucleotides long. Its product is annotated as transmembrane protein 241-like. The coding region runs from base 1 to 510 and encodes 169 amino acids. The transcript has a single exon. Lineage: Eukaryota; Metazoa; Chordata; Mammalia; Artiodactyla; Hippopotamidae. The record is from RefSeq and is a predicted model, not a curated record.
AUGAGGAGAUGCCUGGUCAGCCUCACGUUUUGUACCUGCUACCUGGCUUCUUACCUCACUAACAUGUAUGUCCUAUCUGUGUUGAAAUUUACCUACCCUACAUUAUUUCAAGGGAGGCAGACAUUAAUUGGUGGACUUCUGCUUCAUGUGUCAUGGAAACUGGGCUGGGUGGAGAUCAACAACAGUUCAAGAUCUGAUGUUUUGAUGUGGCUUCCUGCUUCAGUGCUGUUUGUGGGUAUCAUCUAUGCUGGUUCCAGAGCACUGUCCAGACUGGCCAUCCCUGUGUUUCUCACUUUGCAUAAUGUAGCUGAAGUUAUCAUCUGUGGGCACCAGAAGUGUUUUCAGAAAGAGAAAACCUCUCUUGCAAAGAUCUGUAGUGCCCUCUUCCUCCUGGCCACCACGGGAUCCCUGCCCUUCCAUGACUCCCAGUUUGAUCCAGAUGGAUAUUUCUGGGCUGUAAUUCACUUAUUCUGCUUAUAUGCAUCAGAAAUACAUCAAAAGAUGCAAUAA